AUGGUGAACACAAUCGUCACGUUCGGAAAUAAUCAAGUUUCAUCAUCUACACCAUUUCCUAUAAUUGUUAAAACUGAUAAUAAAUCAAUAUUACAACGACGACUUUAUUUAAUUAUUGGAAUAUCGACACUUAUCAUUAUCUUAAUUCCAACAAUAUUAUCAAUUGAAAAAGAUCAAGAUGACUUUACUUUUCAUACUCUUUUCAUAGUUCAUGCAAGUUUUCUAUUAAUAUUUUUCGUUUCAAUUGCAAUAUAUAGAAAUAUUGGCGAUGGUCUAACAAUAAUACCCACUCUUGUUCUUUUGGCAAUAUACAGAACAGUUCAUUAUUUAAUUCGAUAUCGUUAUUGUUGCACAAAUUCUCGAAAAGAUUUUCUUGUUUCAACGAUUCAAUUAACAACUAUUUUAAUAUUUGUUGUUACAUAUAUUCUUUGGACAUAUUUAUUAAUACGAAAUAAACAUCGAAAGAAAAUCAUAAAACAACCAAAAAGUUUUGAAACAGCUCAAAAAAGAAUAUUUUUCUCAUUGUUAAGUCUUAAUUUAAUGUUAACAAUUUCAUCCUUAAUUCUACAUAUACGUCAUCCGCACUCGUUCGGUCUAUAUGAAAUACUUCUUCUUUCGAUUGGUGUACCAUUUGCUUUACUUUGGUGUACAGCAGGUGUCUUAAUGUCGGUAUUUCAAAAUUGUUUAAGUAUAACAUCGUUCUAUUUCUUGUCAUUGAUUCAACCAUUUCAUUUAAUUUAUUUAAUAUUUCAAGCAGUAAAUGAAUUAAAUGGUUUAUCAUCUGAAAAUGAAAUAAAUAAAUCUUUUCCUAUGAUAAUUAUUAGUUUUGUGUGUGUUAGUACUAAUUUUUUUGUGCAUUUAUUUACAACAAUAGCUGGUUGUUGGAUGAUAUCAAAAACUGAAAAACCUAUUACCAAUAUUGGUUGGUUAUUAGCGAAUACUUGA
Molecule: messenger RNA, 945 nt
Organism: Rotaria socialis
Lineage: Eukaryota; Metazoa; Rotifera; Eurotatoria; Philodinida; Philodinidae
Source: the annotation of a GenBank genome assembly